AUGAGCAGCAGCAGCCCGACGACGGCAACAACCACCAGCAGGAGCAGCCCAACGACAGCCACAACUACCAUCAGAAUCAGCCCGACGACAGCCACAACUACCAGCAGCAGCAGCCCGACGACAGCCACAACUACCAGCAGCAGCAGUCCGGUGGGUGCCAAGGUAUCCUCCAAAAGCAAUAGCUUUACCACAGCCACCACCACCAGCAGCAGCAGCAGGGCGACCACGGCAUCAACCACCACCACCAGCAGCAGCCGAAGGACGGUCACAACUACCAGCAGUACCAGUCCGCCGACGGCCACAACUACCAGCAGCAGCAGUCAGGCGGGCGCCAAGGUUUCGUCCAAAAGCAACAGCCGAACAACAGCCACAACUACCAGCAGCACCAGCCCGAGGAAAGCCACAACUACCAGCUGCACCAGUCCGACGACGGCCACAACUACCAGCACCACCAGCCAGAAGACAGCCACAAAUACCAGCAGCAGCAGUCCGGUGGGCGCCAAGGUGUCCUUCAGAAGCAGCAGCCCGGCCAUGGCAACAUCUACCAGCAGCAGCAGCUUAACGACUGCCACAAUUGCCAGCAGCACCAGCCCGAAGACAGCCACUACUAUCAACAGCACUAGCCCGACGACAGCCACAACUACCGUCAGCAGCAGUCCGCCGGCCGCCAAUUUGUCCUCCAGAAGCAGCAGCGCGACUACGUCCAGCAGCAGCAGCCCGAUUACAGCCACCACCUCAACCAGUAGCAGCCUGACGACGUCAACAACCAGCACCAGCAGCCCGUCGACGGCCACCACCAGCAGCAGCACCAGCCCGAACACGGGAACAAGGACCACCACCAGCAACAGCUCGACGACGGCAAAAACCACUAGCAUGAGCAGCAGCAGCCCGACGACGGCAACAACCACCAGCAGGAGCAGCCCAACGACAGCCACAACUACCAUCAGCAUCAGCCCGACGACAGCCACAACUACCAACAGGAGCAGCCCGACGACAGCCACAACUACCAGCAGCAGCAGUCCGGUGGGUGCCAAGGUGUCCUCCAAAAGCAACAGCCCGAAUUCGACGACCACCACCAGGAGCAGCAGCCCGACAAGGGCAAAAAGCACCACCACCAGCAGCAGAACUACGACAACAGGAACCACUAGCAGCAGCCGUCCGACGACAGCCACUUCCACCACCAGAAGCAGCAGCCCGACAAUGGCCACAACUACCACCAGCACCAGUUCAACGAUGGCCACAACUACCAGAAGCACAAGCCAGAAGACAGCCAAGGUGUCCUCCAGGAGCAGCAGCCUGACUACGGCCACCACCGCCAGCAGCGGCAGCUUUACCACUGCAACAAGCACCACCAAUAGCAGCAGCCCGACGACGUCCACAACCAGCAGCAGCAACCCGACGACGGCAACAGCCAGCAGCAGCAGCAGCCGAACAACAGCCACAAUUACCAGUAGCACCAGCCCGACGACGGCCACCACCACCAGCAACAGGAGGCCGACGACGGCCACAACUACCAGCAGCACCAGCUCCACGAGGGCCGCAACCAGCAGGAAUACCAGGGCUAUGACGGCCACAACUACCAGCAGCACCAGGUCUUUCACGGCCAGAGCUACCCGCAUCACCGGCUGGACGAAGGCCACAACUACCAACAGCAGCAGCAUCUCGACGACGGCCACAACCAGCAGCAGCACCAGGAAUACGACGGCCACAACUACCAGCAGCACCAGCCCGAUAACUACAACUACUAAGGGCAGCAGUACCGCUGGCACCACGGUGUCGUCUAGAAGCAGCAGCCCGAGGACGGCCACCGUCACUACCAGCAGCAACGGCACGACGACGGUCCCCACCAGCAACAUCAGCCCGACAACACCGACCACCACUAACAGCACCAGCCCGACGGCUGCCAGAACUACUACCGCUAGCAGCAGGCCGACGACGGCCUCCACCACCACCACCACCACCAGUGCCAGCACGACGACGGCCACCACCGCUACCAGCACCAGCCCGACGGCGGCCAGAACUACUACCGGCAAGAGCAGCCCGACGACAGUCACCACCCCCAGCAACAGCAGCCCAACGACGGCAACAAUUAGCACUAGCAGCAGUCCGGUGGGCGCCAAAGUGUCUUUCAGAAGCAGCAGCCCGACCACGGCAACAUCUACCAGCAGCAGCAACUUGACGACUGCCACAAUUGCCAGCAGCACCAGCCCGAAGACAGCCACUACUAUCAACAGCACUAGCCCGACGACAGCCACAACUACCGUCAGCAGCAGUCCGCCGGUCGCCAAUUUGUCCUCCAGAAGCAGCAGCGCGACUACGUCCAGCAGCAGCAGCCCGAUUACAGCCACCACCUCAACCAGUAGCAGCCCGAAAACGUCAACAACUAGCACCAGCAGCCCGACGACCACCACCAGCAGCAGCACCAGCCCGACCACGGCAACAACAACCACCACCAGCAGCAGCUCGACGACGGCAACAACCACUAGCAUGAGCAGCAGCAGCCCGACGACGGCAACAACCACCAGCGGGAGCAGCCCAACGACAGCCACAACUACCAUCAGAAUCAGGUCGACCACAGCCACAACUACCAACAGGAGCAGCCCGACGACAGCCACAACUACCAGCAGCAGCAGUCCGGUGGGUGCCAAGGUGUCCUCCAAAAGCAAUAGCUUUACCACAGCCACCACCACCAGCAGCAGCAGCAGGGCGACCACGGCAUCAACCACCACCACCAGCAGCAGCCGAAGGACGGUCACAACUACCAGCAGUACCAGUCCGCCGACGGCCACAACUACCAGCAGCAGCAGUCAGGCGGGCGCCAAGGUUUCGUCCAAAAGCAACAGCCGAACAACAGCCACAACUACCAGCAGCACCAGCCCGAGGAAAGCCACAACUACCAGCAGCACCAGUCCGACGACGGCCACAACUACCAGCACCACCAGCCAGAAGACAGCCACAAAUACCAGCAGCAGCAGUCCGGUGGGCGCCAAGGUGUCCUUCAGAAGCAGCAGCCCAGCCACGGCAACAUCUACCAGCAGCAGCAGCUUGACGACUGCCUCAAUUGCCAGCAGCACCAGCCCGAAGACAGUCACUACUAUCAACAGCACUAGCCCGACGACAGUCACAACUACCGUCAGCAGCAGUCCGCCGGUCGCCAAUUUGUCCUCCAGAAGCAGCAGCGCGACUACGUCCAGCAGCAGCAGCCCGAUUACAGCCACCACCUCAACCGGUAGCAGCCUGACGACGUCAACAACCAGCACCAGCAGCCCGUCGACGGCCACCACCAGCAGCAGCACCAGCCCGACCACGGCAACAAGGACCACCACCAGCAGCAGCUCGACGACGGCAAAAACCCGAUUACAGCCACCACCUCAACCAGUAGCAGCCCGACGACGUCAACAACCAGCACCAGCAGCCCGUCGACGGCCACCACCAGCAGCAGCAGCAGCCUGA
Liolophura sinensis is the source of this 3453-nucleotide messenger RNA. Its product is annotated as mucin-2-like. The record is from RefSeq and is a predicted model, not a curated record. The transcript has a single exon. NCBI's taxonomy places the organism in Eukaryota, Metazoa, Mollusca, Polyplacophora, Chitonida, Chitonidae. Bases 1 to 3453 code for a protein of 1150 amino acids.